GGGUUGUGUAUCAAAAAGCACAUACAUCUACAAAUGCCAUUUUUACCCCUCCCUUAUUUCUACGGCGUUUAAAAUCAUUCUAAAUGGUUCAGCCUUACAAUUGUGUAAUAGUGAGAUCAUAAUUUUGCCAUAACUAGCUGCCAUCUUGGUUGUAGACUUUUUUAUUUUUACGUAUUUGUUUACAACUCUUCGACAGUAUACCAUAAAACAGUUCAAGUAUUCCAAUAUCACAUGAUUUUUCAAAACCAAGAACCAAGGAGACGUAUCGAAAUGACACAUGCGAGAUGUCAAUUCAACAGAGAAAGGAUAAUAAUCUCACUAUCGGAGCUGAAGAACUCAUUCGGAACGAUUGCAGGCCUCGUUCAGGGUCUCUGGACUACAUUUCCCAGAAACCAAAGGGACGCCCAUAUGGUCCUCUGUCUACUAUUGGUUUAUUCAAGCAACUGCGGGCUGGCGGGGAUUGAAGCCUAAGUAAACAUGGAAGAUUCAGUCAUACCGUUUUUACAAAAGACUCUGCAGAGAAUCCCAUCUUCAAGUCUUAAGAGUAUACUGAAUGAAUGGGGAUUCUUAUCAGCACAGCAGCUCCAAGAUCUACAUUUUCAGCAGUCCAAGCACAUCCUACAAAAUAAAGUGCUCGCUUUCUGUGAGGACAAUGGCAUGAGAAUUAGACAUGUGAUACAACUUGACAUGAUAUACAACCGCGAAUACCCUAAUAAGAGAAACUGGAGUGUUUAUCAGUUAUCCGGACGGCAAGUUGUAACAAAACAGCUGACCGUCAUAGAAAACGAUGAUGCCCUCAUAUUAAACGUGACAGAAUUUAGUCAGAAGUUCAAAAUCAAUCUAAAAGACCUUUUAAGACAUGUAUCCAUUGGCAUGAAGCAAUGUGAAGACGAUGCCGUAUGGAUCCGUGUUGCCUGGGGUGACAAUUUUACAAAGCCCAACCAAUUUAAACCCACAUACAUAGUGUACCAGUUACACACUCCUUAUGUGUUCAUAUCCAAUUUGAAUGUUAAACACAGACCACUGGUUUCUCAGGCACUGGUUAUUGCAACUAAACAUGAUGAGAUCAAAGAGAUUCAGCUGAGAGGACGCAGUUUGAAGUCACUGAAGGAUUUAGUGUUGCGCCGAUAUAAACAGUCUUUUCAGACUCAUCAGCCAAAAACCCUACAGGAAAGAGAUUCUUCAGAAAGGGAUCAAGGCAUUGACAAUGAACAUGCAAAACGUUUGGCUGACCUGAAGGAAGUAGCCACGCAAACAUUUGGAGAGGGGCCUUUGCCAAAGUUAGAGACUGCGGUUUUUAAGCUUGAAACCAAGUUUAAGGAUCCCGAAAACAGAAUAUUGACAAACAGACCAGAGCCUUUUAGAUGUGCUGUCAAAUUUUCAAGCCCAAGCUUCCUGGAAUCCAUCAAAUCUUUAGUAACUCUGGGUAUUGCAAGUGCUCCUGUUUCCCCGCUGCUUUCAUCCAUACCACAAAAAUCAAGAAAUCAUUUUGUAAUCUCAGAGAGAGGACCUGGAAUACCCACACCUGGCCCAUAACCUUUUGAAGACAAAUGUUGGACAUUAAUCAGCCUAAUUUGUAGAUAAGCUGCACCCCCCCAAGAUGGAAUGGUUUCUUAUGAAGAGGUAACUAAUGAAAUACAUCAGUUUAUCUUACCUGUCAAGCGCUUUCACUGCAGAUUUUCAUAUGAGAAAAAGAACUGCAAAUGCAAGACUUGCAUAGCGAUUGGAAGUGCUUGACAGAUAACAUUUAAAUAAGUAUUUCAUUAGCUACAGUAUGAGUACUUUAAGUGGUUAAUUGUGAAGUUUUUAUUUUUUUACAAUUACACAAGAUAUUCUCAAGAACAAUGGGGUUGAGAAACUGAAACUGUUUGAUUUUAGGGUAAUAAUUUCUGUUCCGUUAUUAAAUCAGUAAUAGCUUGAUAUACUUGUCUUGGAGGGGAACUUCGUUCUCACAUUUAUUUAUUAUUAUUAUUAUUAUUACACACAUCAUUUGAAUCACAGAAUUAAACUCCUGUAUGAAUAGUAAUUAAAUAAAAACCCUCCUGUUGACAUUUAUCGUUACUCAUGGAUUUGAGGUAAAGUACAGGGCAAUGCAUUGCACUAUGAUUUUUUAUUUUUUUUGUAGAUCCCUCAAGCUUUGUUCAAAGUAUAGGACAUUUCACUGUAUGUUAUUCAUGUUGUCGAAUUCACUUUAUCACUUGCCUAAAGCUGACUGAGCUGCA
Molecule: messenger RNA, 2222 nt
Organism: Polyodon spathula (Mississippi paddlefish)
Lineage: Eukaryota; Metazoa; Chordata; Actinopteri; Acipenseriformes; Polyodontidae
Product: centromere protein N-like
Exons: 13
Coding region: 478-1536 (352 amino acids)
Biological process (GO): CENP-A containing chromatin assembly; chromosome segregation
Source: RefSeq, a predicted model, not a curated record